This is a messenger RNA of Geosmithia morbida, 1452 nucleotides long. RefSeq lists its product as uncharacterized. The record is from RefSeq and is a predicted model, not a curated record. Lineage: Eukaryota; Fungi; Ascomycota; Sordariomycetes; Hypocreales; Bionectriaceae. The transcript has a single exon. Bases 1 to 1452 code for a protein of 483 amino acids.
AUGCAUUUACCGAGCACCCGGCGAGAGGUACUUUCGGCAGCGAUCAAGGCCUGUAUCUUGAUUCUGAUUGCAGCCCUCGUCUUCGAGAUAGCAGAUGUGCCAUCGAGAGAAUCAUGGGGAGACCUGGUACGGCUACCAAAUAUUUGGCGCCACACACAUGACACCGACAUCGAAGCCAUCCGUAAAGUCGACCACCGUCUCCUUACUAGCAAGCGAUUCAAGGACGGGACCUACCAUUCCAUCGACCUCAACCGGACCGGAAUAGAUGUGUUGAAUCCGACAUUGCUUGAGCUUCCUCGAGGAAGCCAGCAUGAUUUCUUGGUCGUGGCGAGAGCGUUUCACGUCGACGAACAUAUCGAUGGCGUCGACUACAGGCGAGCUCGACAGGUGGCCAUGUUUGCAAACCUGACCGAUAAUGACGGAAAGCCAGAGCUGGAGACCGGCGAAUGGAAGAGACUGCUGGUCGAGGAUUUUCUCGGUCCAAAGCAUCACUGCAAGGCGCAGCCGAAAAUGGACAAGUACAUUGGCCCGGAAGACAUGAAGGCUUUCUGGUCCCGGACCAGAGCACCCUUGAUCAUCUUCACGCAUCAGACCCCCGACGAAAAUCUGUGCGAGGGCAUGUUCAUCAUCGAUGCCCGAGCAGCUGUACCCGAGUUCGGCGAAAUACUCGGUAGCAGUGGCCUGGACAUGCCGCCCGUAUACUUCCAAGAGCCGACUCCACUGUACCGUCGGCCACCGGAGGGGCAGGAGGAGGAUGCGCGAUACCAGAGAGAGAAGAACUGGGCGCUGACCCAGUCUCCGUUACUCCCAGACGACCAAGAUUUGUUCGUCAUGGCCGAGCCCGGUCAGCUCUUCCGGUUCAAGUCCAUCGGCGAACCGGUCGAACAGGUCCCUUCGGAAGAGAAAUCAUUGGUCGAAGCGCCCUUCCCUUACGACGCCAACGAGACAUGGCAUAGCAAGGCAGAAACUUGCGUUCACGAUGUCAUGCGCUCGGAUAGCCAUGUGCACCAGUCCACUCCCAUGCUCAGCUUGACACUCUGCAACAGAGGCUCCUGCACGCCAAAGGAAGAUAACACUGUCCUGAUAGGCAUGGUGCAGAGACGUUAUGACCCCCCCGUACGCGCUCAUACGAUGUACGAGCGGCGUAUCGUUGCGUAUAACUCUGCUCCACCCUACCAGAUGCGCUCAGUGAGCAAGAAGCUCAUGUAUCCUGGCGAGGAGGAAGACAAGUACAUCUGGACCGGAGGUAUGGUCUUCUUUGCAAACUCGACGGAUAUCCCGCUGGAUCGGAGUCACGGGUUCUUGGAUGACGAGGUCUGGCUGAGUUUUGGCAUAAUGGACAAGGCACCGGGUUGGUUGGAUGUCAGUGCCGAGGAAUUGAUAAAAUACCAUUACUUCUGCGAGGGCGCAUCUCGGGGGUAUAGAGACAGCGUCGAGGUCAUGUCUCUCUAA